GCCUUGUCGCGGUCCAGUCGUAAGUCUGAGAGCUUGCUUACUCACUGCUGCACGCUCCAGCAAGGACCCGCAAGCCACUUCUGCCUUGCGGCGCCGGCACGCACGCUUCGGAGGCCCUCGCUGCGCUCGAUGCUGCCUGCCCUCCACUUCUACAAUCUGAAUGGAUUGGCACACCUCUUGUGCUCUUCUGUCUUUCAUAAGUUCACCUUCGUACUGUGAACGUCCAAUACAUCACGUUACAGCACGUCUUUGACACUUCGUCAAAACACGCAAGACAUGCUCAUCAGCGCAUCUGUAGCAUUGCGUUCACGUUCAACCCGACUUGCGCUUCGCCCACUCCUCACCUCCAGCGGUACAAUCCGCAAAUUUUCUUCCAAACUGUCAUCCCUUCCUCGCAACUCUUCCAUCGUGUCGCCAUUGGACACGACUAGCAACACCGCCUCCCGCAGACUCUCUCCGCUUAUCUCCCACCUCUCUCCUCUCGCUUCCAUCACCACAUCGUCGAGGGUCAACAUGCCUCCUCUUCCUAAGCCAUCUUUGGACGAGUACGAUGCCAUCGUCAUUGGCGGUGGAUCGGGUGCCAUGGGAAUGAGCAGACGUGCUGCUCAGUAUGGUGCCAAGGUGGUUGUGAUUGAGGAGGAUGGUCGACUCGGUGGUACAUGCGUCAAUGUCGGUUGCGUUCCGAAGAAACUCAUGUGGCACGCAGCUGACCUCGCAGAUGCAUUGCGCGAGACUCCAGAGUACGGUUUUGGGGAUGCCGAGGGCAAGCCAAUCAACGCAGAGCCCAAGUUCCAGUGGCGUUACUUUGCCGAGAAGCGAGAUGCAUACGUUCGACGUCUCAACGGCAUCUACGACCGAAACCUAGAAAAGGACAAGGUGGAGUACUUGUCUGGACAUGCCAAGAUCCUCGGUCCCAACGAGGUGGAAGUGAGCCUAAGGGGAGAUGACGGAAAGUUUGAUGCUGGGACGCACACUAUCAAGGGAAAGAAGAUCGUGAUCGCUACGGGAGGAAGACCUACCAAGCCUUCGGAGGAGCAGGUGCCUGGCGCGCACUUGGGCAUCGAUUCGGACGGGUUUUUUGCCCUCAGAGAACAGCCCAAGCGUGUCGCCGUGGUCGGUGCGGGGUACAUUGCGGUAGAACUGGCAGGCGUGUUCAACACCCUUGGAACAGAGACCCACUUGCUCAUCCGACACGACACAUUCUUGAGGAACUUUGACCCCAUCAUCGCCGAAACGCUUCAAGACUACAUGAGCAAGACGGGGUUGAACGUUCAUCAAAAGACUAACAUCAAAAAGGUGGAAGGAAAAGAAGGAGGUCCUUUGACGUUGCAUCUGGACACUGGGAAGACGCUCGAAGUCGACACCCUUCUCUGGGCUAUUGGUCGCAGACCCAACACCGACAACUUGGGCCUCGAAAGCGCAGGCGUGAAGACGGAUGACAAGGGGAACAUAGCGGUUGACGACUAUCAGAACACCAACGUGCCUUCUAUUCACGCACUCGGCGACGUAGCUGGCAAGGCGCUCUUAACGCCCGUAGCUAUCGCGGCUGGAAGAAGGCUGUCCAACCGACUGUAUGGCGGACCGCAAUUUGCAAACGAUCGCCUGGACUACAACAAUAUCCCAACCGUCGUCUUUAGUCAUCCCACCAGCGGUACCGUCGGUCUGACGGAGCCGGAAGCAAAGGAAAAGUUUGGCGAGGAAAACAUCAAAAUUUAUACGAGCAGGUUCACGUCCAUGUACUUUGGCAUGCUGGAACACAAGCAGCCUACGGCUUACAAGCUCGUUUGCGCUGGCAAGGAGGAGAAGGUCGUUGGGGUUCACAUCAUUGGCCUGGGGAGCGACGAGAUCAUGCAGGGCGUGGGCAUCGCUGUCAAGAUGGGAGCUACCAAAGCCGACUUUGACAAUACUGUCGCUAUCCACCCAACCUCCGCCGAAGAGCUCGUCACGAUGCGUUGAGCUUGUUCCAAGCAGCUUUGCGCAAUGUUAAAGUUCGGAGAUCGAAAUACUGAUCGUGAGACUACUCGCGACUAUGACAGUUCACGUUUGCUCGUUCGCCUGAGAUCUGAGUGAGGCCGUACGCUCUCAAGGUCGCGCCCGCUCUUUCUAAAGGCACUACAUAAGACUUGCACCCUCGAUAGGCCCACUGGCGUUUGAGUCGGAGUAGUGGCGACGUUUGCACCAUUUACAACACGUAAGCAC
Messenger RNA from Ceraceosorus guamensis, 2199 nucleotides. Its product is annotated as putative GLR1-glutathione reductase. The transcript has 4 exons. The coding region runs from base 277 to 1956 and encodes 559 amino acids. Gene Ontology annotation, molecular function: glutathione-disulfide reductase (NADPH) activity; NADP binding; flavin adenine dinucleotide binding. Gene Ontology annotation, biological process: glutathione metabolic process; cell redox homeostasis; cellular response to oxidative stress. Gene Ontology annotation, cellular component: mitochondrion; cytosol. The record is from RefSeq and is a predicted model, not a curated record. Lineage: Eukaryota; Fungi; Basidiomycota; Exobasidiomycetes; Ceraceosorales; Ceraceosoraceae.